AUGCCCGCCUCCGACACCUCUCCUCCAGUCCCGACUGCUGCCGCGGCAACUUCCCCUCCGUCCUCGAGUGAUUCAUUCUCUCAACUAGAGCAUUCCGCACCCGAUCUCAUCAUUUCGUCGUCUGAUCUCGCGACAUCAUCAACAACGUCGAAAACAAUAGUGAACGGCGAGGAGCCCGAGAAGCACCCAAAGGGAAAGCGGAAGAGGACUGCCGCCAAAGAUAAGAGCAUACUUGAGAAUGCCUACCUCGCGAACCCAAAACCAGACAAGGCGGCGCGUCUGGAUAUCGUGAAGCGCGUUUCCCUCAACGAGAAGGAGGUUCAAGUAAAGAUAAUGCUUUACACAGACUUUUAUCAAAUGGUUGCUGAUCCGUCUUUAAGAUCUGGUUUCAAAACCGUCGCCAGAAUGACCGGCGCAAGUCGCGUCCCCUCUCUGCACAGGAAAUCGCAGCUCUCCGUUACGGUGGAAUGCAGAUACUCUCCUCUGACCCUGCAUCAUAUAGCUCUCCGGUCGGCGAGGAUAAGACGUCACCAAUAG
Molecule: messenger RNA, 537 nt
Organism: Colletotrichum chrysophilum
Lineage: Eukaryota; Fungi; Ascomycota; Sordariomycetes; Glomerellales; Glomerellaceae
Exons: 2
Coding region: 1-537 (178 amino acids)
Biological process (GO): regulation of DNA-templated transcription
Cellular component (GO): nucleus
Molecular function (GO): transcription cis-regulatory region binding
Source: RefSeq, a predicted model, not a curated record